AUGAUGGCUAAAGCUUCUUCCAUAGAACUUAGCUGUUCUGUAUGCUUUGGAAUAUUCACAGACCCUGUCUUGAUGCCAUGCAGCCACAGCUUCUGCACAGUCUGUCUCCAGCAGGGCUGUGGAGAGAAGAGCCCCUGGGAGUGUCCAGUAUGCAAGAGAGUGACUUCUGUGGGCAAACAACCUCGGAACCUGGAUUUAAAGAACAUUGUGGAGUCCUACAUUAAGCAGAAGCCGGAGAGUGAAAGUGAAGAGAAGAAUGAAGCUUGCUGCAGCCUUCAUGGACAGAAACUCCUGUUUUUCUGUAUGGAGGACCAGGAGCCUAUCUGUGUCAUGUGCCAGACUUCAAACAACCAUAUCAAGCACCAGCUCUUUCCAGUAGAAGAGGCUACGUUAGAUCUUAAGGAGAAACUCAAGGCUGCACUGUAUCCUAUGAAAGAAAAGAUUGAGAGGUUCAUUGAUGCUAAACAAGAGUGUGAGAAAACAGCAGAACACAUAAGGAGUCAGGCCCAGUACACCGAGAAGCAGGUAAAGACACAGUUUGAGAAGCUCCAUCAGUUCCUGCAAGAUGAAGAGCAGGCCAGAAUAGCUGCACUAAGAGAGGAAGAGGAGCAGAAGAGUCAAAUGAUGAAAGCGCAGAUUGAAAAUAUUGCAAGACAGAUCUCCACCCUUAAAGACAAUAUCACAACCAUAGAGAAUACCAUGGACGGAAAAGACAUCAAUUUCUUGAAGACAUACAAGGACACCAAGCAAAGAACCCAAUGCACACUGCAGGAUCCAGAGCUGCCUUUAGGGUCACUGAUAGAUGUGGCCAAACACCUGGGCAACCUGAAGUUCAGAGUCUGGGAGAAGAUGCUGGAGAUGGUGCAGUACACUCCAGUGAUUUUGGACCCCAACACUGCAGCCCUAUGGCUCUUUCUUUCCAAUGGUUUAACCAGAGUGAGAGACACAGAGAGAAACCCGCAGAUUCCUGACAACCCAGAAAGAUUUUAUCCAUGUGUUGGAGUGCUGGGAUCUGAAGGCUUUACCUCAGGAAAACACAGUUGGGAAGUGGAUGUGGGGAACAAACCUUCCUGGGAUGUUGGAGUAGUGAAAGAGUCCAUCAGCAGGAAGGGGGCCAUUAAAUGCAGCCCAGCAGAAGGAUUUUGGGUUGUAGCCCUCAGAAAAGGUGAGGGCUACAAAGCAGCCGGAGUUUCCCACCUUAAUCUGGAGAGGAAACUCCAGAGGAUCAGAGUUCAGCUGGACGUUGACAGGGGAGAGGUUUCCUUCAUUGACCCCAGUGACAUGUCACUCAUCUACACUUUUAAAGACUUGUUUACUGAUAAACUGUUCCCUUAUUUCAAUCCUGAUUUAUACACUGAUGGCAAUAAUCCUGGAGCCUUGCAGAUCUGCCCAGAGAGGGUAUCCAUUACAGUGAUGUCAUCCCAGUGA
Molecule: messenger RNA, 1428 nt
Organism: Conger conger (European conger)
Lineage: Eukaryota; Metazoa; Chordata; Actinopteri; Anguilliformes; Congridae
Product: zinc-binding protein A33-like
Exons: 6
Coding region: 1-1428 (475 amino acids)
Molecular function (GO): zinc ion binding; protein binding
Source: RefSeq, a predicted model, not a curated record